Messenger RNA from Penaeus vannamei (Pacific white shrimp), 3740 nucleotides. RefSeq lists its product as uncharacterized. The record is from RefSeq and is a predicted model, not a curated record. NCBI's taxonomy places the organism in Eukaryota, Metazoa, Arthropoda, Malacostraca, Decapoda, Penaeidae.
CGCCGUCUCUCCGCCUUGUGUUCCUCCCUCUGUUCUCCCCUGACCUCCGCGCCGGUCGGUCCCUCCCGCGCUUUUGUCUGAUGACGCUAGAGAUACGAGUCUAUCCUUUGCGUCUGUGAAAGGUGGUCUCUGCAUUUACCUGUUGAGGACUGCCUCGGUCACUCGGCGCUUCCCGGGACGGCACUAUGGCUCGUAGUAAACCAGCUAUCUCCAUCCUGUUGCUGGGCCUACGGAGCGUCUGCUGGGGUCUGCAGUUCGACGACAAGAGAGUAACUUUUCCUCGAAAUCUUGAAGUCUGCUCCGUUCGUAGGUCUGACAGCGACAGCUUCUUGUCGGAAGUCCAUAUACGAUCGUUAUCAGGUGGAUCCCUACCACCGACUGCCACAGAUGUCACCUUGAAGACUUCCCUGCCUUCCUGCCGACACCACGCGGUCACUUCCUUCACCCACGCGUCCGCAAACGUCUCAGUCACAUGGUCUUGUGAUGACCUGACUGCCCCGGCGCCAGGACAACUCCGCGGCCAGGUCAACACUCGGGAGAAAGGCGAAGGGCUAAGACUAGUAGCUGACCUUGCUCAUAAAGAUAUCGUAGUCACGUCUUCAGGGGUGGAACUAGCUUUCAGAGGAGACCAGGUGACUUCAGGUGAUCUAAAAGAACCUGCAUCCUGGCGACUGAGGGCUCAGAGGCGUAUAAAGACAGACCAGACCUCCCGUUGCUCCCACGAUGAUGGCCCUGUCGGAGGAGAGAGCCACUUUCCGCAGUGCACCCCGACUUUCACGGAGCCAAAUGAAUUAUAUCACGGUCAUGGCGGAGACGAGGUGCACACAAAGCAGCCGGAGCACUUCGAAGGCGUGGAGUUCGAGGCGCAGGUAUCUAAAGGCGAGAUAUCCAUCAAGAGCCGGUCUCCAUUGGGCGAGCGCCGCCUCCUCGCCUACACCUCUUCGACGGAGGAUCCUGGUGCCAGCAAGUGGAUGUUGCAUCUCCCGACUUUGAACUUGAGGCUGAACGCUACUUCAACCUCCUGGUAUGAUCACCUGAAGGAUCACAGUUAUUUCGAGGCUGAGAUGACGAAUCUCCUGACAAAGACUAGUGUUAAAAUCACAAGUAAGGAAGUUCUUGUCCAACAGAAAGACAAUCUAGAUGAUCCAGGGAAACAGGUUCAGGAAGAAAACAAAGGAAAAGAAGCAGUUCGGAGCCAUCCAACCGAGGCAAUGGAGGCAGGCAGUGAAGGAGACCUGGUUGCUGACAGCAGCUCUCAGGAAGACAUCAAGCGCGCAAAAAGGCACCUGGACAAGGGUCAAGUAGGGAUGGACUUUCAAGGAACAGAAGGAUCUUCCGGAGAAUCUGACUUGUUCCCGACAGUCCUCCCUCCAAAUUGUAUCCCCGGAUCAAAACUGGUGAAGCAGGUCCAGCAGACUGUCGAGAGCAGCAUAUUCAACAUGGAAACAAACAUGACUGUAGACGUCACGCCCGACGGAGAGCACAUUAUCGGCAUUCUUCAAAAAGGAUCACUUCCUGUCUGUCCUGAUCUCGGCUGGGACCUCAAGCAAAUCGCCAAUUUCUCGUCAAGUUUCACCGGAUGGGAAUACGUCGUGAGCCAAUGGUCGUGGGGCAGCAUGGUCGUCGAAGCGCAGUGGGGUGUCAGCUUCUUCCAGGAUUAUCACAAGAUAUUCGCUUUUAACACAGAUCAGAACAGUCCUCUGCCAAGCACACACAUCCUUCUGGACUUCCGUGAUUAUAAAGAGUUCCAGGUAAAGGCAAAAUGUCCAACACUAGGGAAAUCAUUGGUCUUCACCCUUCACAAUGAUGCAAACCAUCACACUUUCAUGGUGAGGAGCAUAAAUGAGUUUAUGCCCCUUGACUCGUCGACUCUGAUAAAGGUUGACGUCAAGGUGAUCCACAGUGACUUGGCAGUGACAUGGUAUUUCGAUGAGGAGAAGGCGUUCUCUAUUUGGAGCAAACUCACUGAAGCUGUACUGGAGGCUAUAUCAAGUACAAGCUUCUGUGGUCAGAAUGCAUUCAAGGAAAAGGUCAAAACCUUCAUAACGGGUAUGUUUGGUGACACGCCACUUCAGCUGAUGCCGGAAGUAUGGGCCCUCCUAACCUUAGUGAAAGAAGUGGAGGAGCUUCAGGAUCUCAAGGUGUUCUUCAACGAAAUUAAUCAAGAUGUUUUUGACUUUCUGUCACUGUGGUCAAAUCUGAUGGCCUCUGGGUACAAAGUGGGCAUUUUGGAAGCCCACCCACAAGGCAUGGGUGUAACGGUGAAGACACAAGGUAUUAUCUGGGUGUUCUCUACUGCUAUGGACGCUUUGAAUGCUGUCUCAGGAUGCAGCAAUAAUUGUGAUACUACAUAUCAACUAUCUCGCUUGAUCGAAGACUUUGCAGCCACAAUCCGCCAUUCUUAAAUAAGAUGCAGAGUGCUGAUGAAGCUAUUGUAUCAGUGGCAUUCACAAGGCUUGUGUUCUACCAGUGGAUAUGCCUUAAUAAACAUUAUAAGUCAAUAUAGGUUUUCUUUCUCAACAGACUUAAAGAUUGAUUAGACAUGGAGUAAAUAACCAAAGUGAAUUCUAUAGUGCAGGGGUUAUAUUAGUCCUCGGCCAUAUAAGAAACAAUGAUGUUAUCUCCAAUUGUGGACACUUGUCUGAGAAUUCUAAAGAUAAGGAAAAUUUGUUGGAUUUACAGUCCAUUAAAUACAGUUUGGAAUGUUUAAAGAUUAUCAAUAAUUAUAUGAUAGUGCCAAAGGCCUUCUUGCAGUACCGUUCCUUCAUGCCAGUUGUCAGUGUCAGUAGGUUUUGCACUGACAGUAAGAAAUUGAGAAAAUAAGCUUGCAGUGAAAGACCUUAGUAUAAUUUUGUUUACACCAAAAGUAUGUCCAAUUAUAAAGAAAAAUAUCCCCAUUGGGAAAAAGAAAAAAUAUCAAGAUUUUUUUAACUGUAUUUUUUUGCACAUUAUAGCAACAAUUAAUUACAACAAAACAUUGUUCUUCAGCUUGAAAACAUCACAGGAAGUUUACUGGUCAUGGAUAUUUUACUCAGCUGCAGGAAUGCAAUGAAUUCUUUUGAAGGUCAAAAGGGUAAAGCAACACUAAGACUGGUGAACCUGAAGUGCUAUGAUUUGAAACAUUUCUCUAUCUUUCAAAAUCUCAUACACAUAUAUCAUUAAUUUAUAAUAAAAGUAUAAAAGUAAUCAUAAUUUGCCUAUUCCUUGACAUUUUAAGUGUUAAUGGUAUUGAUUUUCUUUGCAAACAAAUGAGUGCAUACAUUUUUUUUUCUAUAUUACCAUUUCUUAUUUAGCCAAAUAUACCAAUAAAAAACAAGAGUUUUCCCCAACCUAUUUACCAUAAACUCUGCUAACAUCCAUAGUUUGAGUUUGGAAAAUAUCAAAAUAGUUUCUGGAUUUUAGCUUCAAAUCUAAUUUACUACUCACAUAUACCAUUCCAUUCACUCCACCUGUUGUGCUGGUUUAAAAACUUCUACAGUGGAUCACAAUAUUGCAUUCCUUCUUUCAAAACAUUUGCAAAAGUAAUAAAAUCAAUGAUCUCCUCCCUACACUUUGUAGAAUAUUUAAAUAAGAAUACUUACUUACACUACCUGCUUUGGACGUUGCAUGUCAAUCUCUAUUACAAGAAAAUAACAGUAUAUAUUGUCAAUGCAAAAGCUAUGUGUUCCAUUUACCUUCCACUUAUGUAACUUUUCUUUUUGUAAUGCGAUUCUAUUUUUCACAAAAAAUCCAGUAUAAGA